Molecule: messenger RNA, 628 nt
Organism: Rhinichthys klamathensis goyatoka
Lineage: Eukaryota; Metazoa; Chordata; Actinopteri; Cypriniformes; Leuciscidae
Gene: lmo4la
Product: LIM domain only 4a
Exons: 4
Coding region: 98-595 (165 amino acids)
Source: RefSeq, a predicted model, not a curated record
GAAAGCCACUCUCACUGCUUAAUACCGCGCAAUAACUUUGAGAGAUAUUCCACCACCUUUGACUUCUUUCCAGACUACGUACAAAUUACGGCAGGCGAUGGUGAACAGCCGUGUGGAAUCCACCGCCGUCGCGGUAACAGGAGGUAGCGGGGCAGUGCGUUCCUGUGCAGGCUGCGGAGGUCGGAUCUCGGAUCGCUUCCUGCUCUUCUCCAUGGAUCGGUACUGGCACACGCGCUGCCUUAAGUGCUCCUGCUGCCAGGCUCAACUGGGAGAGAUCGGCAGCACCUGCUUCAGCAAAGGAGGAAUGAUCCUCUGCAGGAAUGAUUACAUCAGGUUGUUUGGUCACAGUGGAGCCUGCAGUGCAUGUGGACAGUCUAUCCCUGCCAGUGAGAUGGUGAUGAGGGCCCAGGGUAACGUCUACCAUCUAAAGUGUUUCACUUGUGCCACAUGUCGAAAUCGCUUGGUGCCUGGUGACCGAUUUCACUACGUCAACGGCACCAUCUUUUGUGAGCAUGACCGGCCUGGUGGAGCUUUGCUCAGUAGUCACCUGACACCCCUGCAGAGCAACACCCUCCUACCCGACCAAAAGGUAUGAUGAAAACACAUUUUGUAAAUGUACAUUUUAUGG